Messenger RNA from Danio aesculapii, 1642 nucleotides. RefSeq lists its product as uncharacterized. The transcript has 2 exons. The coding region runs from base 251 to 1147 and encodes 298 amino acids. The record is from RefSeq and is a predicted model, not a curated record. Lineage: Eukaryota; Metazoa; Chordata; Actinopteri; Cypriniformes; Danionidae.
AGUUUAGAUUCGCAAUUUACAUUUUAUCAUAAAAUACCUCCUCAUUCACUAAAUAUUUAUCUCUCCUACUUGGGGUGAACAAUCCCCUAACACACUCAUACAAACAAAUCUACUUUUAAACGUUCUGUCUCUCGAGCAUCCGCUUGGUGUUUGUAGCUUUAGCCUGCUAGCACCGCUGGUCAGCUAAAGCUACCAACCUCUUUCACUCACUAAUUUUCUCACUUUCUGGCUUUGCUCUUCACCUUGUACAAUGUCGCUUGCGUGUCUGUCCUUGAGUGCAGGAGAGGCAUCGAUGGAGGCGCUGGAGCUGGAGCUGGAAGCGGUGGAGUCCCAGAUUCGCUCGCUGGAGACGAAGCGAGAGGGCAUCAGAGCACUGCUCUUAACCCGUACUCGCUCGUCUGAGGUAAGUGUCCGAUACAACGACAAUCUCCCAGUUUCUUCAACCCCGCGUGUUUCUCUGUCCAGGCCCAGCGCACCGAGGACGCGGUGCACCCAGGCGUCGUUCACGCCGACUCCCGGCUACCACGGCCCCUGGGUGCAGCCGCGUAAGGUGCUUGCCAGGUCCCGGGGCAGAACGUCUCCUCCUCCGGUGUUCGAGAUCCCCACGGAGAACCGCUUCGCCCCUCUCCGCGAGACGGGUCGCGAUGUUGCCAUCAUUGGCGACUCAAUCGUCCGCCACGUCCGCUCCACUUCAUCCAAAGGUAACAAAGUACGCACUUUCUGCUUCCCUGGUGCCCGAGUUAAGAAUAUUUCUGCACAGAUACCUACUAUCCUGAGCGCUGCCGAGAGCCUCGGUGCCGCCGUCCUCCACGUGGGGACGAACGACACCGGGCUCCGGCAGACGGAGAUCCUGAAGAAGGACUUCAGGAGCCUGAUCGAGACGGUUCGACGCACUUCGCCCGCCACGCAGAUCAUCGUUUCUGGACCGCUUCCUACCUACCGCCGAGGAAAUGAAAGGUUCAGUAGACUUUUUGCUCUGAAUGAAUGGCUAUUAACAUGGUGUGAAGAACAGAAAUUGCUCUUUGCCAAUAACUGGAAUCUUUUCUGGGAGCGUCCUAGGCUUUUCCGCGCUGAUGGGCUGCACCCCAGUCGAGCUGGAGCUGAACUCCUGUCGGACAACAUCACCAGAACACUUCGCUCUAUCUGACUAGCCCCCAGACUAUGCAGAGUCACUGAUUCGAUCCAAGACCAACGACGAGAUGAUCCCAAGGUUUCCAUAUCCUGGACCUGGCCGAAUCCUGAACAACUACUGCGAUGGUCAUGGAGGAGUGGAGAACAUGAGACUGUUUCCUAUGACGCUCCAGAGACAGACGAGUCUUCGCUGAGGCCAGCUUCCAGCCUCCGCCACUGAGACUGCAGCUCUGCACAAGACGUUUGGCCAGCGGAGAAAUUAAAAUGGUCGUGCCCAACUGAGUCUGGUUUCUCUCAAGGUUUUUUUUCUUCACUUCCGCCUUUAGUGAAGUUUUUUUUCCCUCUCCGCUGUCGCCACUGGCUUGCAUGGUUCAGGAUCUGUAGAGCUGCGCAUCGUUGGAUUUGCUCUUCAGUGUUUGGACUCUCAGUAGUGAUUAUUAAACCACACUGAACUGAGCUCAACUGAACUGAACUUGAACACUACAAACUGAACUACACUGUUCCUAUUUAC